Messenger RNA from Trichosporon asahii var. asahii CBS 2479, 903 nucleotides. RefSeq names its product RNA binding protein. Gene Ontology annotation, biological process: mRNA splicing, via spliceosome. Gene Ontology annotation, cellular component: nucleoplasm; ASAP complex; cytoplasm. The record is from RefSeq and is a predicted model, not a curated record. Lineage: Eukaryota; Fungi; Basidiomycota; Tremellomycetes; Trichosporonales; Trichosporonaceae. The transcript is spliced from 3 exons. Bases 1 to 903 code for a protein of 300 amino acids. Gene Ontology annotation, molecular function: RNA binding.
AUGUCCGAACGCGGUCGCUCAAGAUCGCCGAAAGCGUUGACGCCCAGCCCGCGCCGCAACGGCGAUGUCGCUAUGUCGCCCCGAGCUCCCUCUGCUGGAGGCAGCGCUUCGGGCUCGCGCGUCAUCGUCAUUGACGGUUUAACCAAAAAUGUCCACCCCGGCCACCUCCGUGAGAUCUUCGGCUUCUACGGUAGAGUCACUGGUCUUGACCUCCCCGUAUUCAAGGUUUCCGGUCUGAACAGAGGUAAGGCGGCGCUCGAGUUCGACCGCCCGAAUCAGGCUGAGGAGGCUGUGCGCUGCAUGGAUGGAGGAAUUCUGGACGGAUCGGUGCUGAAGGUGCAAACCCCCUGCCGCCUCCUCGCCAGCCGUCGCCCAUUGCGAGGCGCUCCCCGCCUCCUCCGCGCCGAGGCUCGUUCCGUUCGAGGUCGCCUUCUCCGCGACGCGGCGGAGGCUGGCGUCGUUCCCCUCCCCCGCAUCGCCGGCGGUCUCCCUCUCCUUACGGCCGCUCGCCUUCGCCCAGGAGAGGCAGCUUUGACCGUCGCCCUCCACCCGCCUACGGCCCUGGCGCGCGCAACAACUUCGGUGGUCGUGGUGGAGACAGAUUCGGUGGCGGUCGUGGCGGAGGGCGUGACUUCCGUGGUCGCGGUGGCGAUGUGUAUCGACCUCGCUCGCGCUCGCGCUCGCGUUCGCCCCCAUACCGCCGCGCGCCUCCGCGUCGUAGCCCGGACUAUGUUCGCGGUGCUCGCAGCCGGAGCCGCUCGCCCCGCCGAAGCUACUCGAGGAGCCUGUCGCCGAGGAGGAGUAGGAGCAGGAGCUACUCGCGGAGCCGCAGCCGCAGUUUCAGCCCGCGUCGAUCUUACUCUAGGAGUCUCAGCCCGCGGCGUGAUCGCAGUGCCAGUAUGA